UCCAUAAUCAAGGGGACAGACAGGAGGAACAGAGACAGAUUGAAGAUUACAAAAUUUUAUUCUUCUUGACUCAGAUGAUGAUGAUGAUGAAGUCAUCUGUGCCCGUCGUGGCCCUGAUCGCACUAGUGGUGUCCAGGGUGCAGGCAUUUGUGUCAGUUGGGGGUAGCGGAAACACCCAUGUGACCAUUACUGGUUAUGCUGUGAUGGAAAAGAUCCGCGAGGUGUGUAAAGCAGUGGCUGAAUCAGAAGGAAGAGAAUUCAAUCCAACGGGCUCAUCACCUGAAGAGCUGCUGCGUGCAUGUCUGGGCACGGCCACAGGUGAGGUUUCGGGAGCCAAGUUCCGCACGGCACUGAAUCAGAUCUACAUGCAGAAUGGAUUUGUGGACCGUGAUUUCAUGGGCAGUGCACCACACCACUUCAACAACGAGGCCUUCACUGAGGGGCGCAACCUCAUCAUUCAGGGGACUGCAGCCAUUAAAGCAAAUGUCCGUACAGACAACCUUCAGUCUGCCAGAGAAACACUGGGGCGAGUGUGUCACACACUGCAGGAUUUUUACAGCCACAGUAACUGGGUUGAAUUAGGGAACAAAAGUCCAUAUGCCAACCUCAUCAGACCAGAUCUCAACAUUGAGAACAUUGCAGACGUUGCAAUGCCAACAUGCAGUGACUGUGCCAGUGGUACCUGUCCAAAUCAGCUGCUCCCUGCCAUUCUGAAUGGGAAGUUCCUCACUUCAGGAUACAUGGGCUUGUUCUCCCCUAACAAACCUCAAGGUAAAUGUAGUCAUGGUGGAGAGACUGAUCUCAGCAGUACCCAGAAUCCUCGAGGUGGGAUCAGUAAAGAUGAGCGCCUUUCCUAUAAUACUGAUCUACACAAUAAUGCUGUGAACCUGGCAUCUGAAGCCACCCUGGAGCUGCUGGAGGACAUCCGUGGAGCUAUAGGAAACAAGGACUACCUUCGGCUGAUGGGUAUUGCACGAUCUGCAGUACUGGCUUUUGUGAUUGACACCACAGGCAGUAUGGCAGACGACAUUGCAGAAGCCAAGAGAGUCGCCUUCAACAUCAUUGACAGUAAGAAAGGAACUCAAGAUGAACCAUCUGAAUAUAUUCUGGUGCCGUUUAAUGAUCCAGAUUUUGGACCACUAAUAAGAACCACAGACCCAGAUGUAAUGAAGUCAGAGAUCUCCAAGCUCAAAGCUGAUGGAGGAGGAGACGCACCAGAAAUGUGCCUGUCAGGACUUCAGUUGGCUCUGACAGGCGCUCCCUCCUCCUCGCAUAUAUAUGUGUUUACCGACGCUCCACCUAAAGAUACACACCUGGAGAAAACCAUCACCGCCCUCAUCCGCAGCACCAAGUCAACAGUGUCUGUCUUCAUGACGACAUCAAGGAGGAAGAGAAGGGCAUUGAAUGUGCGGUCAGACUUUCAGGUGUAUUAUGACAUGGCCUUGGCCUCUGGUGGUCAAGCCAUUGAGGUCUCCAAGUCCAGCAUCUCUCAAGCCACUGACAUCAUUGUUGAUACCUCUACUUCAGCCCUGGUGACAAUUCUUCAGCGCUCCAGAGAUCCAGGACGUGUGGAGAGUUUCUCCUUCCUACUGGAUGAGUCUGUGUCCAACACUACCAUCUACAUCACAGGAAGUAGCCUCACAUUCAACCUACGCAGCCCGACAGGUGUGUCUCAAUCUAACACUGUUGCCAAUGGACCUCUGGGAACAAUUCAGAAAGUAGGAAACCUGCAACGAAUCCAAUUAAAUGAAACUGAGAUGGGCCUGUGGCACAUUGACAUGACGACAACUCAGUCCUACACCAUAAAAGUGAUUGGCCAGAGUGCGAUUACAUUUAUCUACAACUUUGUGGAGGAAUUCAAAGGACCCCAUCCUGGAUAUGCUGUCAUUGAUGGGCGGCCGUCAGCAGGCUCACCGGCUAAGCUGCUACUAACACUGUCUGGAGAGAAAGGUCCAGAGGCUCUAGAGGUGCAGGAGGUCGCUCUCGUGGAGGUGUCUGGGGUCAAAGUGUCUAAUGGGACCAUAGAGAAAAUGGGUGGUGGAGAUUUCCUAGUUACUGUGAAAGAAGUGCCAGAAGGAGAGUUUGUGAUAUUGUUGAAAGGAAAAGACAAGACCCUCUCCAGCCUGUUCCAGAGGCAGACCACCACACAGAUGUCUCAGUCCAAAGUCACUGUCAAGGCAAUAGCAGACAGCUCCAUGCUGCCAGGAGAAGAAUUUAAACUAAAUUUUACUGUUACAACCAACGGAUCAAGUGGGACCUACACAAUUAGUGCAAGGAAUGACAAAAACAUCCCUAUGGCACAUCCAUCAACGCUCAGUCUCGAGAGUGGCGGCAGUGCUCAAGGGACAGUGUCUCUCACUCCUCCUGCUAAUACGGUCUCAGGCACAGAUGUUACACUAACCAUCGAGGCAGAGGGUCCUGGAGGAAGUGAUUCUAACUAUGCUGUCCUUCGCCUUUCUGUUCUCUCCAAGGUGACUGACUUGACACCUCCAAAAUGUGAAAUUGUCGAUGUACAGGGUACUUGCUACUCCUCCUCUUGCAGCUCAUCAAACUGGGAACUGUCUGUCAACAUCACAGACAAUAAUGGCACAGGCAUCGAGAGCAUUUCCAUCCAGCAAGGCAGUGGAAACUUAACCCAGAAGGAAGUGGAAGAUGGUGUGAUGGGUCUAUAUGAGGCCUCAUGUUGUUCAACUUCCGUGACUUUUUCCGCAGUUGACAAGGUCGGGAACGUGGGCAGGUGCAGUUACACCAUGAAGUCUAGCGCAGGCUUUCGCCUCAUCAGCAUGUCCCUCCCUCUGUGGGCAUCUCUGCUUUUAUACGGUUUUCUAAGUGACUCCUUCACUCUGUAAUGAUAUGGAGUUCAUCAACCAAAUACACAAUCAUCCUAACCUUCUAUAAAUAAUAUAUUUUUAAAGCUUUCUCAGAGCUGUGAGAUUGUGUAAAGCAAAGCAUUUCAUCCCAAACAUUUCAUUAUCGGUACUUCCAACUAUGCAGGACUACUAAUGAAGAACCAUGCUAAUGAAGAACCUACAAACCUCAAAAAUAGAUUUAAGUUUUAUAUGAACUCAUCUUACAGGUAGAACUGUAAAUCAGGAAUCAAGUUUUUUUUUUUUUUUUUUUUAUUAACAUGGAAUUUAAUUCAUUUAGACAGUUAUGAUUGUCAUAUUUAACACUAGCUGAAAUAUUUGUAUGACUAAAAUACAAAUUUGAAAAAUUCUAAUGUUGCAAAGAAAUGUAAAAAUGUUUUCUAAUCUACAAUAUUACUUUGUCCAAAUAUAAGAGGAAAAUGACUAUUUUAGUAUAUUUUGUGUAACCAUAUGUUGCCAAUAUAAUGAAUGUCAAUAUAAUUUUACAAAUAUCUGCAAUUACUUCUUAAAACACAUUAAAAAAAAUAUUGUUUUAUGGCUCAGUAACCCCAAUGUACAACUUUUCAAAAUGUAACAUUAUUGUUAAGCACCAUGAACAUAAGGUCUUAUGUUAAUUUGUAUUGUUUUGUUUGCAUUGAAUAAUGCAUGUUGCAACAUGAACAUGUAAUCUAAAUCUCAAGCAGCUAUUCAUAUGUUAAAAUGUAUAGCAGAGCUGUUGACCACUUUACAUAACCAUCUCAUAUGAGUUGUACUCGGCUACACAGUUCAACGUGGUUGUAAUAAAUGCCUAAAAUGAGAAAUUAUAUUCAGUUUUUAACAACUUAUUUAAAGUGACGCUGAUUUUUGUAGA
Molecule: messenger RNA, 3717 nt
Organism: Ctenopharyngodon idella (grass carp)
Lineage: Eukaryota; Metazoa; Chordata; Actinopteri; Cypriniformes; Xenocyprididae
Product: von Willebrand factor A domain-containing protein 7-like
Exons: 17
Coding region: 75-2849 (924 amino acids)
Source: RefSeq, a predicted model, not a curated record